Messenger RNA from Tuber melanosporum (Perigord truffle), 1224 nucleotides. RefSeq lists its product as uncharacterized. The transcript has 2 exons. Gene Ontology annotation, biological process: DNA catabolic process. The record is from RefSeq and is a predicted model, not a curated record. Gene Ontology annotation, molecular function: endonuclease activity; nucleic acid binding. Bases 187 to 1224 code for a protein of 345 amino acids. NCBI's taxonomy places the organism in Eukaryota, Fungi, Ascomycota, Pezizomycetes, Pezizales, Tuberaceae.
UGCUACCGCAGCCUACUUUAAUACGGUCUAUCAGUUAGCUUUUCCAGCCGAGCUUAAUUCUAUCUUUACUAUUAAUAUUGGCACACCUACAUCAACAGCGGAAGCAUCUACUCAACGUUCAACUGCGAGUAUAUAUCUACGGCUCACCCCCCCCUCACCUUCCCCCUCACUAGCCUCAACAUCAAUAUGCGUCCUGCAAAUUUCCUCCUCCCGGUUCUUCCACUUGCGCCACUUACCUCCGCGUGGGGUAUGCUCGGUCAUAGAACAGUCGCUCUACUAUCGACCCGCUAUCUACUCCCCGAAACUGCUGGAUGGGUUCGUGAACUCCUCGGUAAGGAGAGUAUUGUUGCUGCAUCGACCUGGGCGGAUGGAUACUCCCAUACUAGGGACGGCCGGUACUCUGCACCAUGGCACUGGAUCGACGCGAAGGAUAACCCACCGCACACCUGCGGAGUCAAUUACUCAAGAGAUUGCAAGAGGGACCAAGGUUGUAUUGUCUCCGCUCUCGUUAAUAUGACCGGUAGAGUCAUAGAUAGAGAGCUACCCCACGACGAGCGUUCCAUGGCGCUGAAAUUUAUUGUCCACUUUAUCGGUGACAUCCACCAGCCCCUCCACACCGAAGACCUCCUUCGCGGCGGCAACGGAAUCCGUGUGACUUUCGAUGGCAGGGAACGCAAUCUUCACAGCGUGUGGGACUCCGCCAUCCCUGAGAAGUACGUGGGGGGAAACGCGAUCUGGCACGCUGCGACAUGGUCGAAUUACCUACACACGGAGAUCGAGACCGGCAAGUUCAAGGACCCUUCUAUCAAACAGAGCUGGAGCGGGUGUAUCGAUCCGGCAACACCCCAAAAGUGUGCCCUUAUGUGGGCCAACGAGAGCAACAAAUGGGUGUGUGAUUACAUCUUGCCCCCAAAUUACCCUGAAGGGUUUGAGGGGAGUGAGCUUGGCGGGGAGUAUUAUGAUGGUGCGGUGGCGAUUGUGGACGAGCUAGUCGCACAAGCGGGGUGGAGACUUGCGGGAUAUCUAAACAUGAUUGUCGUGGGAGAGACCGGGCUCUCGGCUGGGGCCCAGUCGGGUGGUUUUUGGGAUCAGAGUGACCUAGAUCGCGGGUGGGAAAGACCUGGACGGGGGGGUAGGGAGACUAGAGCUCCCCCCCGGGGGCCAAAGAAGUUCAUGGGGCAAAUUGGAGAAUGGUGGGGCAAUUUGAGGGCUGGGGAGCUUUGA